UUAGACAUCAUUAUCGUAUGUUUAUAAAUCCCGCGAACCGAUGUCAUCAUAACGAUCUAUGACAUGCCGCGUCAGCAGACGACAUGUCACGUGACUACAUGACCUCUGACAUGGAACAGUUUAUCGGUGUAGUGAAACGUGUGGAGACUUAGAUCCCUCUUCAUACGGAAACAACUCCCAACUGGAAUACAUUCUUGGAAUAUAGACGUCACGUACACCUGUAUGGUCAUAAGCAGUAAACGGUAACCUAUAUUGCGGUGCUUGACUCGCAACAUGACUGCCCCUACAGUUUGGCAGCUGGGCGAGGAACUGAAGGGGAAGCUGUUGCCCUUCCUCAGAGAGGCCAAGGAGAUGAAGUGCAAAAUUGACCUUGAGAUCAGCAACAAGCAGGACGAGAUGGAGUACAGCUCGGUGGUGCUGAGGACGUGCAAGGCGCCGGUCCCGGAGGAUCCUAGGAAGAUUAGGAGGCUCUGUGAAAGUGUCAUCGAGAACAUCCAGGCCACGAUGGACAGCUAUGAGCGUCUGCACAGGAUAGCAGAGCAUGGUGGAGUGCAAGAGACUGGUCAGGUGACCACCACCUGCCCCGAUGAGCUGGAUGAUGAAGCAGAGAAAAUAAUUCUACCAACUCCAGAAACUGAACCACCGAGCCAUUUCUGUGAAAUAAUGGAUACCCAGGAUGUGAGUGAGACUGACAUACCAGAUAGACAAAGGCGGACAUCUUUACGCCCACAGCUUGUACGCAGGGGUGCAGUGGAGCAUGUCGAGCAGGAGACGAUUGACCUUGGGAAGUAGGUCAGCUGAUGUAGAGACGGGGAAGGGGGACUGCCGUUGGAGGGCCAUGCACAAACAGAAGGGAUCUCAUGGAAGUUACAGGUUCUUAUUAAGGAUUAAUAGGGGACUGUACAUUGGGCACUGACAAUGACUGUACACUUUAAUACUGGAAGGUAAAAAUAUUUUCUGUGUGAAAACCUACUCUAUCAGGCAUUAUUUGUCACUUUUGUGGCCUCUGGUAGAGUUGUUUCACCGUGUCAACAUGGGUUGGAGUCCUGUCCACAGAUCCAACUCAGUACUCCUGUCAAGUCUAGCUGUUGCAAACAGCCGUACAGCCUUCCAAAUUCAUGCUAGUCCACUAGCCCAAGACUACUAAAUUGUGCAAAGGGCAGGUAAAAAGUAAAUGUUGAUAGUAUUUGAGGGUAUCAUAACGCCUAUAGUUUUAUAUACCCCAUGAUGCACUAAGAUAGUCCACUGCUAAUAUUGCUCAGAUAAACCACCUACAUGUCUCAAUUCAAUCAAUGUCUUUGCACUUGACCCAAUCUUUUGCUAAUAUGAAGUGAUGAACCUGACUAAAAAGACUAAAGUCAAAUUGGCAAAGAUAUAGCAUUCAAUAUCAAACAAGAAGUGAAUUCAUUCCCAUUUCACUACAAAUUAUAAUGACCUUGUCAUGACCUAGUUUAUCUGUUUCAGGACAACUUGUUAUAAUAUGUAUGAGGUUAUCAUAUGUAUUCUAUCUGUACAUGAUUAAUAUAGAGUCAUCACCACAUUAAGGCCAUAUCCAGGCUGUUUCCAUACACACACACAAUAUUUUCAAAAACCAUUGUCUCAGAACUACUUUUUAAUUUUUAUUCCAGGGCUUUACAAGGAAUUUUUUGUCUGAAUUCCAGACCUUUUCAAGGUAAACAUUUGUAUUCCAGGCAAACCAUGGUACAUGUACCUACAAUUUUGUAUACCAAUAAUGCAAGUGAACUGGUUCAUCUUUUCCUUAGACUAUGCAUAGCUAAUUAGCUAGGUUCUUCGUCCUUGCGUGUGACUUAACAUGUUGCAUAAAAGUGAGAUGAAUUGAAUAAGGUGCUAAUAUAUCUUUCACAAAAUAUUCUAAAUUAUUUCACAUUGCUGCCUGUCUCAGAUGUAUGGCAGUUUUAGUAUGAGUAACAGUGGUGUUGUAAGACAAGGCAGCUUGUUUCCUAUAAGAUAGGCAUGCAGUCUUAUAUCUGCCCAAACACAAUUGUGCACAGUAUUUUUACCAUAAGUCUGCUCAAUGUAGUAUACCCUGUCUGGCGCUCGGCAUUAAGGGGCUAAAACAAGGACUGGUCGGCUCGGAGUCAGUAUACUGUGUCUGAGUGGGGUAUUCAUGUCAAACUGCGGCAUGGUAUCUCAGUGAGCUAGCACUAUAAAUCGGCAUCAGUCCGGACUAGUACAAGCAGCCACACAAACACAUACACGUACAUGCACGUCGCUAUAUAAGUGCAAUAAUCUUGGACGCGACGUUAAACCCCAUUUCACCUCACCUCACCUCAAUGUAGUAAGUACUAACGAACUGCUGAUGUAUUAUCACUUCUUUUAUGAUCUCUCUUGCCUAUUGUUUACAAAAUAGGAAUUCCAAUGUUGUUAAAAUGUCAUUAAAAUCAAAUCAUUUCUAUGAAUCAACACCUGUAACCAUGGUAACUGUCAAGAUUGCACACACCCUCAAUUGGUCACUUCAGGUCAGCUGUCUAGUCAGCCAAUGACCGAGUUGGUUCUAAAUUCUUGAUACGAAGCAUGCCUCUAAAAGGGAAUUUAAACGGGUAGUCCCAAAUGGGGUAUAAUAAAGGUUGGACCAUACAUGAUGUGGAUAUUUUAUACAUCCUUUUUUUUUCGAGUGCAUUGCACCCGACUCAAAAACAGUUGACUGUCAAGGGAACAUUUGUGUUUUCAUUGGAUUUUCUUUUAAGAUUAAAAUUUCCAGAUUUAAGAGAAGACAUAAAGCAGAAUCCUUUUAGAAAGCUGACAUUCAUUUGUUCAAGAAACCACAUGACCUUCCUCAUGAAUGGGCGGUCGAGUUCACUAAGGGUUCACCUAACAUGACCUAGAGGGUUUAUCACAUCUUCACAGAAAGGUACGGAAUCGGAGUCAAAAUCUGAUUUUGAUAAGCUUGAAUGCCAUAAUUGUCAUCAGAAACAUCAUAAUUCAAAGGGUGCUUUGCAAAUAUCACAUGAAGAUGAUUUUUGCUGUGUUUAUUGUCCUGCUUCAUUCCAUAACCUAUUGCCAUGAUUGCUUGUCAGAAAACCAUACUCUCAUGUAUGUCAAGCUAUGUAUGAGUUAUGUACAAAACAUGUGUUCACUCUUAACAUCUUAUUCGUGAGGUGGAUCAUAUUUAGUUAAAUCUUGAAAAUGCUCAUUUUGUAAUUUAAUACUUUGGAAAUAAAUGUUUCAAACAUA
This is a messenger RNA of Haliotis rufescens (red abalone), 3195 nucleotides long. RefSeq lists its product as uncharacterized. NCBI's taxonomy places the organism in Eukaryota, Metazoa, Mollusca, Gastropoda, Lepetellida, Haliotidae. The record is from RefSeq and is a predicted model, not a curated record. Bases 274 to 792 code for a protein of 172 amino acids. The transcript has 5 exons.